UGCUCGACGCCGUCCUUUUCCGUCAGGCGGCGAGUGGGCAGCUCUGAGACGCCGAAGGACCCCUUUCCUCUGGCGGCAGCGCGGGAGCUGCUUCUCCUUUGCCGCCAUGUCCGUCAGCCAGAUGUUCAUCACAUUGCAGGGCGUCCUCACCGCAGACCAGGACAUCCGCGAGGAGAUCAGGAAAGUUGUUCAAACCAUGGAGCAAACUGCCCGUGAAAUUCUAACAGUAGUGCAAGGAGUCCAUCAGGGCUCUGGAUUCCAGGAUAUACCAAAGAAAUGUCAGAAGGCUCGAGAACAUUUUGGCACGGUCAGAACACAGCUGGCUUCUCUGAAAAUAAAGUUCCCUGCAGAGCAAUAUUACAGAUUUCAUGAGCAUUGGAGGUUUGUGCUACAGCGUCUGGUAUUCUUAGCAGCAUUUGUAGUCUACUUGGAGACAGAAACCUUAGUAACUCGGGAAGCUGUUGCAGAAAUACUUGGAAUUGAAGCUGACAGAGAGAAAGGUUUUCAUUUGGACAUUGAGGAUUACCUCUCUGGAGUGCUGACUCUUGCUAGUGAGUUGUCUAGGCUGGCAGUCAACAGUGUCACAGCUGGAGACUAUUCUCGUCCGCUCCGUAUCUCUGCGUUCAUCAAUGAAUUAGAUUCUGGAUUUCGCCUUCUGAAUUUGAAGAAUGACUCCCUAAGGAAGCGCUACGAUGGACUCAAGUACGAUGUUAAAAAGAUUGAGGAGGUGGUUUAUGACUUGUCGAUCAGAGGGCUGAACAAAGAGACUGCUAGUGAGGAGAAAUAGAAAAGGAGCUUGUGGGACUUAAUGGGUCAAUAUGUCAGAUUUGCGGCCAACAAAGAAGGUUGAACUGAGGGCCCUUGUACUAGUUUAGAGAAAUCACAUGCUGCAAACCACUGUGUUCCCAACUGAAUGUUUAGUAUGCCUGACCAAAAGCACUCUAAACCAUUCUGUGAAUGCCUACCUGGUGGGCUCUGCAUACCCACAUGGUGUGAGCAGUCCCUUUGCUGUUCAGUGGACCUAUGGUGCCAGUUAUUUUGUGACAGGUUUUCUUUUCUUUUCUGGCCCUGCUGAGCCUAAUCUUUCAGAAUCUCCAUGUCAAUUUAGUAUUUGUGUUUAAUAUACUAUAAUCACAUCAAAAUGUCUCACUUGGCUGCCGCCACUAUGUAAAUAUCAAUUAAAACCUGGUCCUAAAUG
This is a messenger RNA of Anolis carolinensis (green anole), 1198 nucleotides long. It is a transcript of the gene tsn, whose product is annotated as translin. The transcript is spliced from 6 exons. Gene Ontology annotation, molecular function: single-stranded DNA binding; RNA binding; sequence-specific DNA binding. The coding region runs from base 107 to 787 and encodes 226 amino acids. Gene Ontology annotation, biological process: RNA metabolic process. Gene Ontology annotation, cellular component: cytoplasm; nucleus. NCBI's taxonomy places the organism in Eukaryota, Metazoa, Chordata, Lepidosauria, Squamata, Anolidae. The record is from RefSeq and is a predicted model, not a curated record.